CGAGUACCUGGAGAAGGACAACCAACGCACCCAGCGUCGCUGCCUAUGCUGUUCGCUCGGAUUAGGUCUAAUGAUCACCGGAGCCUUCAUUGCAAUUAUCGCUCUGCUGUACGGCACGGUGCUGCCGGCGGUGAUUGACAAUGCGGUUAAGGACGGCGUCGCGACCUGUAGCACCUCGGACAUCGAGGAGGACAGCUACCUCGACCCAUACGCCGACUGCGACGACUGCACGCCGUACUACUACAGCCUGCACAUGAUGAACGCGACCAACGCCGAGGCCUACCUCGCCGGAGACGCCGACACGCUUGAGGUGCAGGAAAUGGGCCCGUACACAUACCGUCGUCGUGAGGUCAAGUUGGAUGUUGAGCUUCUGGACGAUGGAAAUCGCGUGAGCUACAAGCAGUACACGUACCACACGUUUGAGCCGGAUAUGAGCUGCGACGGAUGCUCUGAUACCGACGAGGUCACCGCUUUGGACGCGGGGUACAUGAGUGUUAUCGCGGGUGCCGGCGGUGAAAUGGCCUUCCUUGUGCGCUUGGCACUCGGUUCGUUCGCCAAGGGCAGCAACACCAGCGCAGCCCUCAGCAUCGUGGCCGAGAACGGCCCGCAGAUGAUGCGCUGGGUCAACGGUCUCAACUCAAUGGACCCGGAGGCCAUGCGUACAGUAACCAACAACAGUGCCGUACUGACCUUCCUAGCCACAGGACCCGACGCCAUCGCCGACAUGGACCUAACCGGUUUUGCGUACAAUGGUCUCUUCGCCAAGCGCACCAUCUCGCAGUGGGCUCUGGGUUACCCGAGUUUGUUGGCUGGAUUGGGUCUCGGCUCCAACUACCUGAACCUGUGUGCGGUGGACGGAGGACUCAACGAACAGUGCGCAGCGUGCGCGACUAGCACCAGUGCUGAAUGUCUCGCUCUCUAUGGUGAGUGCAACAAAUGCGCUAGUGGUGCCAGUGUUGUGGCCAUCAACGAAGAAACGUGCGCCAUCAUCGAGGCCACGUACGCCGCUGCAUAUGGAGCGGAGGAGGCCGCCAGCUUCGCCGGUACCACUUGCGGGCUGUGCAGCUCUCUCGGUCUGUGUGCUGCCCCUCUUCCCGGUGUUGUCGAGUCCAGUGGCCGCAACUACUCUGUUACCGCCCCCAACGCGUCCUCCUUGGGAACGUAUACAUUGCGGACGGGCUGCGACGACGCAGACUACAUCAACGAGUACGAAGAGUACGACGGGUACACGAAGACUGCUCUGUGGGUGGACCUGGGCGAGCGCCGUAACCCGACUUUGACGGAGGUGAACGCCUUCGCUACCUAUGGUAAUUGCGCUGCUCCGACGUCUAACAUGACGUGCAGCCCCGUGUUCGGUAACGACGCCACCAGUAUCGCCCCGGGCGGCGUGAGCAUAUCCGGUUUUGAGGACAAGAUCUCGAUUGCAGGCUUCAACAUCUACCUGAGUCAAGGUCGUCAGAACUUGACGCUGUUUAAUCAACACCAGGAGGUCGAGUACGAUGGCAUUACGCUGCACCGAUGCCGACAGUCUGGCGGACCGACUUGCAGCAUUUGA
This is a messenger RNA of Phytophthora infestans T30-4, 1555 nucleotides long. Its product is annotated as croquemort-like mating protein, putative. Lineage: Eukaryota; Oomycota; Peronosporomycetes; Peronosporales; Peronosporaceae. The record is from RefSeq and is a predicted model, not a curated record. Gene Ontology annotation, cellular component: cytoplasm; membrane. Gene Ontology annotation, molecular function: scavenger receptor activity. Bases 71 to 1555 code for a protein of 494 amino acids. The transcript has a single exon.